GGAGUUUAACACUUUCAUCCAAUCAGAUCACUCGCUCCUCACUGCACUGCCCCUCCAGACACACAGCAACAUGGCGCUACGGGAGCUUUCAUCGCUGGAGAAAUACUUAGGACUGAAAAAGCCGAACAAGUACAGCACACAGGGGGACAGAAAGGUACCUGUGCUACAGAAUAACAAUGGUCCUCCGCUGGUCGGUCUGAUGACUAUCGCCUGUCACCUGGUGAAAGAGGCCAAGCGCCCAGAGCUGCUGGGAGACUCCGCAGAGAGCCGGGCUGUGGUGCAGCAGUGGCUGGAGUACAGAGUCACCAAGCUGGACGGCUGCACGAGGGAGGACAUCAAGACCAUCCUGAAGGACCUCAACCUCUACCUGCAGGACAAGGUCUACAUGGCUGGCAACCAGUUCACCUUAGCUGACACUUUCAUGUACUAUGGAAUCCAUCCGCUCAUAGUGGACUUGGCCGUCCAGGAGAAGGAGCAGUACGUGAAUGCGACGCGAUGGUUCAACCAUAUUCAGCACUACCCCGGCCUCCGACACCCCCUUCCUCCCGUAGUUGUGCUCAGGAACAGAAUUUACACCAGCAAACACCACUGAGAUCCGACCCCACCCGACCCAGGCUGACUCGUCACAAGCUCAUCUGUGUUUCGGACCGGACCCGGGCAAAUUAUCUCCUAAAAUCCAAGAGUGCACAUCACAUCACAUCAUCAUCACAAUUUGAGGACAUUUUCCACAUAGUCACGUCUAUCCCUGAUUUUUAUUCCUGUUUUUCAGAUCAUGACUCCUGCCUUUAUGUUUUGUCCUGGUCACAUAUAUGAACUCUGUUUGUUCUUUUUUAUUUUUUUUUUUACGUAUAUGUUUAAGAAACAGGAAAAUCAAUAAAGGAUAAAACCACUACAUCCUAACAGUUUUAGUUUAUAACUCUAUUAAGGGAUUGCUUACUAAUAAAAUCAAGUUCAGUUCAUACUCUUUAAAGAAAAUCAGUGUUGUUAAUAAUUAUAUUGCCCAGUGCCAUUGGCUGUUGACUUCAACAAAGGUUGGGAGUCUUAUUAAGUAACUAGGGAGCAAAGAUGUGAGACAGUUCCGUUGGUCUUUUAUGUGUUUUUGUUGGUAUUUUUUCGUGGAAGUCUGUUUGUAAGGUUCUUUUCAAAGGGAAGGCUGUACGGGUUGCGUUGAAGAAGUGCUGCUAGCUUGUUUCUAUUUAUAAAUGGCGGUUAAAUGGUGACUUUUUUGUUUAAUCUGAGCUUUGAACAUGCGACUACAAGUAACCUAUUAAAAGAAGACUUCAAAGAUGUUACUUAACUGGCAGAGCAUUAUGUCCUUAGGACAAGCAGCUUCCUUUUGGGCCGUAUCGAUGCAUGUUCAGCAACAGUUUUGUCCAAAUAAACGUGGUCACUGGUUCAACUUGGUAACCCCAUAAUGACCACAGUCACUGCUAGAGUCCACAUUGUUCUGCCAUCUCUCUGCCCUGAUGAAUAUCGUCGUCUCUCUCAGCUCGCAUCAGGACUGUGGUGUUUUUUUUCGUAGGAUAUUAUGUUUUUCACUUGCGACUCUCAGCCAUUUCACUGGACAGUUUAGUGUGUCUGUGUGUGCUCCUGAUUACAUCCGUUCUCCGUCCCACUUCCUCGCCACCAGUCGUGUGGGCAGCAGCGAGCAGUUGAGCGUCAGCCCUAGAGUCAGAGAUCAGAGUGAGGCUCCAAUCAGUCCCACUAUACCACCACUGUUGAUGCUGCGGGCCAGAGAGAGGGCAGCGGGCUCACCAGCUGCCACACAGAUCCAGCCAGCCAAGGCCAGAAACCCAGGCCCCCGGAGCGACAGUCAGCCACUGUGUGUCAUUUCAACCCUCGCUCUCCCACGGGGCUGCUUGAGAGAGAAGGGCGAAGGGAGGGAGGGCGGGAGGCCACAGAGAGAGAGGAAAAAGAGCACCCAGAGGCCGAGGGAUCUUUUUGUGACAUGUGAACAAUGAUCCGUGCCUCCGAAAGCCUUACUGCUGCUGGCUGGAUGUUUGCUAUUAGCACCAUUUAACAGGCCAAGGAGUGGCUGCGGUGGCAGAACGUGUUAAUCAACAUUAUGAAGUUAAUGAUAAGUAGACAAAAGAACAGUUGGAAAAUAAAUCUUGUCGAGGAAAGUCCCAAUUUUCAUUGCGUUUGCUGGUGUAUCAAACCAUUACAAGAAACAUGGUUCUAGUUCAUAGUUCUUAUAAUACUGGAUGCUUUUGUGUUUGUAUCAAUGUUUCUGUUGUUCUUUCCUGUCUAAGGUUCAAAUCAUGUUUCAUUUCCUCCAUCCAAACAGGCUCCACAUAUCUUUGUUUCAGUUGCUUCAGUGUUUUUAUUAUGAUCUGAUGUAACCAUGAUGUUCAACCUGUGCCAAUAAAAUCAAAGGGAUACGCACCUCCUGACUUCUC
Molecule: messenger RNA, 2399 nt
Organism: Sebastes umbrosus (honeycomb rockfish)
Lineage: Eukaryota; Metazoa; Chordata; Actinopteri; Perciformes; Sebastidae
Gene: eef1e1
Product: eukaryotic translation elongation factor 1 epsilon 1
Exons: 4
Coding region: 71-592 (173 amino acids)
Biological process (GO): positive regulation of DNA damage response, signal transduction by p53 class mediator
Cellular component (GO): cytoplasm; aminoacyl-tRNA synthetase multienzyme complex; nucleus
Source: RefSeq, a predicted model, not a curated record